Molecule: messenger RNA, 4632 nt
Organism: Scatophagus argus
Lineage: Eukaryota; Metazoa; Chordata; Actinopteri; Scatophagidae
Product: regulator of G-protein signaling 3-like
Exons: 30
Biological process (GO): signal transduction
Cellular component (GO): nucleus; plasma membrane
Molecular function (GO): protein binding
Source: RefSeq, a predicted model, not a curated record
ACAACCACAGAUGCAUGAUUUGGUUGACUGAGAACCUACAUCAAUGAUUAAAUAAUAUGCUUUUAUGUUGAAAGUGCAGACAGGAAAUGGUCCCGAUGCAUUUUUCUCAACUUGACAAGCAGAAACUCUGCUUCUAGUUUGAAUUUUUUCCUUCUGGGGGAAAAUGAGAAGAGACACAGUGAGUUUGAGCAGAAAGAGAAAAGAGUCCAAUACCAAACGAUCAGUCAGUCACUCACUUGGUCUGUUUCUCAGAAAAUUAGUCAGUUAUUGAGGAUAUUCAUGGACGUGUCUAGCUGCAGCAGGAAGAGACCCUCCAGUUUAGCUGACUUUCAGCUGAACCAGGGGGCUUGGAGUCUACAGCCUACCGCCUGUAAGAGGAGGUACAGAGAGGAGGAGGAGAUGAAGAGGAGGAGGAUGACAGCAGGAGGCUCUGAUGAGAACAGAGAUCCAGGAGAAACUCAGCAGAGGAACAUGAAAGUACAGAGGAAAGAACACAGAUGGUUUUCAAAGACUGGAACCCGGACCAGGACCACUGUCAGGACUGGAUCUGGAUUCAGGUCUGUGGAUGAGAUCCAGUCCUGCAGACCUGAGGUCAGAGUGGCCCUAAUCAGGAAGACCAGGAUCCAGACCUCAGUCAGAACUGUGGAGAUCAGAGGAUCUGAACUGGUUCGAUCUGGUUUGAUUCUCACAGACCAGACUGAUCCAAGAUCCAUUGAGACCCAGCUGGACCAGAGCAGACCACCCUGGGUAAGACAGACAAGGACCACAGAAUCCACCUCUGAGGUCAGGUCUAGGUCUGCAGCAGGUCCACCGAGGACUGCAAGUGUGAACCAGAACAGGACCGACACAAGGGGGUCUGGCAGAGUCCUGGGUCCAGUGUCCUGCAGAGGAGAAGGGGUAGCAACCAGGACCAGGUCCAAAUCUGAGGGGAGGAGAAUUAAGGCUAAGAGGAGGACCAAGAUCCACCCAUCUGUCUUCAGAGGGAAAGGUCAGCUGCGGCUGUCAAUCAUCCCAGAGGUGGGGAAACUUAUCAUUCAUAUCCACGAGGCCAGAGGACUGAUGGGAAAAUCCCAGAGGUCAUGUGACUCCUAUGUGAAGCUGUCAAUGAACUCUGACCUCGACCACAGCAUCACGAUGACAACUCCAACCGUCCUGAACAACAAGAACCCAAAAUACAAUUCAAAUUUCAUAGUGUGUGUCAGAGAUGACCUCGUCCUGAACAGGAUGCUGGUGUCAGUGUUCAGCAGGUGCAGUCACCUGCUUGGAUGUAUGAGCUUUGGGAUUGGUUCUCUCGUCUCAUCCUCAAAGCUUGUCACUGGUUGGUUCUACCUACUAGGAGAGGAGUUUGGACGGAGCAAACACCUGAGAGUGACCUCACUGUGCAACAAAACAGUGAGGAGCCUAGAGAACAGGACAGCAGGGAACAUACCAACACGCUGUGCAGAUCUCAGGAGAACUCCAGACUCUGCUCCAGAUACCAACCUGAACCAGAUUGCUACCACCACCCCUGCCCCAACCAAGCUGUCAAAUAGCACCACUUCAGCUGGACUCAAAGACCUGACAAACCACUGCCUGACCUCCAGUUUCCCCCAGAGCCUCAACGCCAAUCACAGCACCUAUGUCUCCACAUUGUAUACCCAGCAGCUGAUGGACAACUAUGAUUGUCUGGAUUUGACUGGUCUGGAAACUUAUUCUCUAAAGUCUGAAUGUGGAACAACUUCUGUAAAUCUGGACCUGGAUUGGUUCUGGUAUUGUGUUUUGUGUCUUGAAGUAUGGAUUUGGAUUAGACCUGAUUUCUGGACCUGGAUUGGGAGUUGUUCAUCCGUCCUGGUGGUUGUGGUUCAGAUCUGCUGGAGGAUCAGAUGGACCAGUAAAGCUGCGAGAAUUGAACAGACAACUGGACCUGCUGGCAUGCACACGAUCCACCGUCUGUGUCGAAUCUGCAUCGAACAAAACCUGCCUCAGGUCAACGUCGUUCGAGGAAAAGAUGGUUUUGGAUUCACAAUCUGCUCCAACUGUCCAGUCAGGGUCCAGGCUGUCGACCCCGGAGGUCCCGCUCAUCAGUCAGGACUCCGUCAAGGAGACUCGGUCCUGCAGUUGAACGGAAUUCCUGUUGAAACCUGGAAGUGUGUCGACCUCGCUCACGCCAUCAGGAGUUGUCCGUCUCAGAUUGUGUUGGUGGUGUGGAGGGGAUUACCUGAGCUCAGGUCAGGAUGUGAAGCUUUGCUCCGCCCUCCGGCACACAACACGACAACAGACAGAAAGCUGCUGCCUCACCCCUCCCACAGUAAACACAAUGGCAGACGAGGUCAGGGAUUGGGAGUCAGGUCCAGUUUGGGGGCUCUGGGUUCUCUGUGGAGGGACAGGAAGGACGACAAGGAGGAGGUGGAGGAGAGGGAGGAACAGGAGGUGACUGAGUACUCGCCUUGCACCACCGCACUGAAGGGCACCCAAGUGACACCAUCACAUGGAGACAAUUACAUAAUCUUGUCACCUCUUAAUACAGGAGGACAGCUGCUGCCAUCAGUUUAUCAUGACAGAAGUGGAACCAUCGGGCGUCUGUACCAGACUCACCCCAGCAGAGGUCAGAGUCUCCUUCAUGACCCUCGACCCGGGACAUCACAGCAACCAUUCACCAGCUGCACCUCCACUCUGCCCCCACCUACCUCAAUCUCCUCUUCAGCAGCCCCGCUCAGCAACUAUGGCAACUACCAGAACUGCACCAUUGUCCAGUCACAUCUGCCUUGCUCCUCUUAUGGAACCUACGUCACCGUGGCACCCAAAACCCUCAUCUUCCCUAUCUUCGUCCAGCCUCUGGAUCUGUGCAGUCCAGGAAGAACCCUGCUUAUGGCAGAGGAAAUGGUUCUACACCAGGCUGACCUGCAGCCUGCAAAGAUAACAGUGUUGAUCUACAGUGACCUGCUGCUCUUCACUAGAGAGGAUGAAGCCGGACGCUGCAAUGUCCUACAGAGUCCACUAUACCUGAACACACUGCAGCUCAGAGAAGUGGCUUCGGAGCCCCUCCACAUCUACUUCCUGCAGAGCUCUCAGUCCUGUUGGCGUUGUCUCUUCAGUCUGGAGGCACUCACAGUUGAGCAGAAGGUCAGAGUCAGUCUCUGUCUCCAUGACAACAUCCAACUACAGCUGGUUGCCACAGAGACUGGACACACCCACCAGCUCUCAGACCUUCCCUCAGAUUUCGGUCUUCUCUCUCUUCGUCAGUCUGACCUCCUCUGUCAUCCUUCUUCUCCUUAUUCCUCCUCUGAUCCUCCCCUCCUUCGCCCUUCCUCCCCCUACUCCUCAAUCUAUGACCCCCUCAGACCUCCUUACUCCCCCAGCUCUCCCUUCUCCUCCUCCAGUCCUCCUCCCCCCUUCUCUCUCUCUUCAUAUAUCACCUCCUCUCCACCUCUUAGGACCUUCACCACCCCAUCUCAGCUCCUCCCCCCACCUCCCCCCUCCUCCAACACCACCCAAAGAAGUCCAGUCUGGAAGGAGAGAAGAGGAGCAGAGGAGGAGGACAGGAUGGAGAGGCAGGAGGAGGUGGUGGAGGAGCGGCAGCAGGGGGAGGGGGAGAGUGCCUCAGAAACAUCAGAGAAUAUGGGAGGAGUUGGGGGAUGUGGACUUCGGCUCAGCCCCCAUUGCUUCAACAUGAAGGAAGAGGAGGAGGAGAGUGAUAAUGAAGAGGGAGGAGGCUCUGAGGAGUUUAGCUCCACCUACAGACCGGAAGUUCUGCGUCGUUCUCUCUCCGAGGGUUCUCUACUGCAGGAACCUCGAUCACCUCGCUUCCUUUCCGACAGCACCAUCCAUCAACUCACCCACCCCAUGACCCCUGACCCCAACCCUGACCCCGAGUCUUUCCUCCGACACCCCUCCAUCCACACCCUAAGGAGACAGCUGACCAGAGAGGGGGGGUCUCUGCACCACAUGCUGCAGCUCCUCAACGGUACCAAGGAUGCCGAGUUCAGAAAUCUUCCACUGAGGAAGAAGACCAAGAGUCUAGCUGCUGAUGUUCGGAGCCACCUGCCAUUUCUACGACGACAGAGAAACAAUAGCUGUGUCCAUGGUAACAGUUUGGAGAAAGCUCUGAGAAACAACAGACCCCCUACACAAGAGGUGCUUAGGUGGGCAGUGAGUCUGGAGGCUCUGCUGACCAAUCAGUAUGGCCUGGCAGUGUUCCGUCACUUCUUGAGGUCAGAAUUUAGCGAGGAGAACCUGGACUUCUGGUUGGCCGUGGAGAAAUUCAAGGGUACACGCCCCCUCGGCAAGAUGGCCGCUAGAGCUGAGAAAAUCUAUGACGAGUUCAUUUCUACCACUGCUGCACGACAGGUCAAUGUGGACUCAGCAGUCAGAGAAUCAACCAAUCAGAGCUUGCGUCUCUGUGUUAACCACGCCUCCUUCCAGCUGGCCCAGGAUCAGAUUUUUGGCUUGAUGGAGACCGACAGUUACCCACGUUUUCUCAGGUCCCGCCUCUAUACCCAGCUGGCCAAUCAGGGCACACAGAUGGUCACCGAGUGAGCCAGUUACAGAGGAGCUCCAGACUGCCUGUUAAUCAGAGGCUCCAAGAUCAAAGCCUUUGAUUUGGUCCUGGUGGACGGAGUUUGUAUUAGUGCACCUGGUGCGUUUAGUAACUGA